This is a messenger RNA of Notothenia coriiceps (black rockcod), 2987 nucleotides long. RefSeq names its product DET1- and DDB1-associated protein 1. Bases 330 to 638 code for a protein of 102 amino acids. Gene Ontology annotation, cellular component: Cul4-RING E3 ubiquitin ligase complex. The record is from RefSeq and is a predicted model, not a curated record. NCBI's taxonomy places the organism in Eukaryota, Metazoa, Chordata, Actinopteri, Perciformes, Nototheniidae. The transcript has 5 exons. Gene Ontology annotation, biological process: positive regulation of proteasomal ubiquitin-dependent protein catabolic process.
GGGCGUGACCAUCGCUACCAUCCAGCCAUCAUGUUAGCUGAAGAAGUCCUUUGCUUUAAGCUUUGCUAACUCAUGAAAUAACAUUCCGGGUUACUUUCUCUGUGUAUUGUUUAAGUUUUUCAUGGACACUAUGAUUUAAGAUGGAAACAACCACUGGUGUGUGAAGGUUGUUGUUUUCUUUGCCGGGAGCACCCUAUCUGGACAGCUGUCUCGGAUAACUAGCCUGUAAGCUAGCGCGGCUAUUCGUAACAGACUCACACUGCCUGCCAUCAGGCAGCCACUCAAGACCAAAAGUCGGCGUUUCGACGUUGGAAAUUUCUACCAUCAUCAUGGAGAAGGCUGAUUUCUUGAAAGGACUUCCCGUCUACAAUAAGAGCAACUUCAGCAGGUUUCAUGCAGACUCCGUUUGUAAAGCAUCUAAUCGAAGGCCCUCUGUGUACCUCCCAACACGAGAAUACCCCUCUGAACAGAUUAUUGUAACAGAGAAAACCAACAUUCUCCUGCGUUACCUCCAUCAGCAGUGGGACAAAAAGAAUGCAGCAAAGAAAAGGGAACAGGAACAAGGUGAGGGUGACAGUCCGGCACCCCCAAGGAAAAUCGCCAGGACAGAUAGUCAAGAGAUGAACGAAGACUCAUAAGACUGUGUGUGAGUGUGUGUUUGCAUACACAGAGUAUAGCCAGUAUAAACCAACCAAAUGGUGUUCCCAGUGAAUGAAAUACUUCUAGUCGUUCUGCGUUAUGGCAGGAUUUCUUUCCUUGCCUGAAUUCGAAUCUCCCAUCUUUCAGCAAAGGAGCCAUUUAUGGUGUAAAGUUUGCAUGUGUGAAAACGAUGUAACCAGAAAAGAUUGGAACUGUCAGUUGGAAACUAAAUACUGGCAUUUCUUUUAUUUAUGUUGGCUAUUCUCUGUGUAGGUUAUAAAAUGUUUGUAUGCAUGCUGAGCUGUGAGUGUGUACAGUAUGUGUGAAGUGAAUGAAAAGUAUCCGAGUAGAUUUAAGAUCAGAGAGGGACUGGACAGAUCAAGUCAGACACUACCCUUAAAAACAGUCUCAAAACUGGUACAUGACUUGUGUAGCCUUCUGUCACCUGAAGAGUCCUGAUUUGUGCAAAGAAAACGUUUUAAUCUGUUAUACCUAUAAUUGUUUAUGUAUGGCAAUGAGCUUCCUGCCAGCCACAGUGCCCACCCUCUCAGUUUCACUGCCCACUCUGCGACCACAUGGGGGCAUUGCGAGGUUUCUCCACACUGUUUGAUUCAACAGAACCAAGACUUCACUGUGAAGAUCAGCACAAAGUAGAAGCAACUCUUCCAGAAUCCCUGUACAUGUGUGUUCAUGGUGAAACAUUCAUAUCUUCAUUCUAUUCCGGGACGUGCUCGUAGAGUAAAUGUUGUGUUGGUGAAAUAUGUUUACAUCUAGCACCACCUUCUGGCUAUUCGAGCCUAGUAGGAAUAGGCUUUUCUGUGAGUUUCAGCUUCUCUUUCAUCAAAAGAAGAAACACCUUAAAACGAUCUUAAAUAUAUAGUUGUACAAUUUCUAAUGUUUGUUUUUCUUAGUUGCACAACGAGGUAACAGCUCAGACAGUGAUUUAAAAACUAUGGAAAGCAAUGUCUGGAAAAGGGAUAAAAUAAUAAAAAAUGAUGUGUGUAAAUAAUUGUCAGUUCCAGAACUAGUUGACCGUAUCCAAUGAAAUAUGUAUGUGUUGGCCUUUUUGUAAAAUAAAACAUGCUCACGGACACAAUAGAAAAUGACCCAUUUGAAAGUAAAGAGCCCCGGUGCCCAAUGGAUGUUACCUGGCCUUGCAUGUUGAUGUUUUCACAGCUGGGUAUUAUACUUCUGGAUCAGUAAUAACAGGGGCUGUGGUGUUAUCUUGCGUGACUUUAUAAGGUGUUAGCCUAGAGGCCUUACAACAUUUCAACAUGGGAUAGCUGUACUCGUCGCCCUGUCUUUGAGACAGCCCUGGAUGUUUUUUGUCUGAGAGCUUGCUUAGAUGAAACCAGGGGGUGGAUUAUAUUUUCAGCCAUAGAAUACACAAAAAGCAUGCACAGCAAAGUGCAGUCGCCAUCCUGCCUUGUUCCCAAGCUUCAGUUUGUAUUGGUAUCAUAUACUAUACAACACUGAACAAAAACACAUCACUGCCUGGCAGACUCGUAUCAAAGCCUCCUGUCCUUCUUGUACUUUUAUCAGUCAGUGCUGCAAUGUUGGUUUAACAGUGAGGUCAUCUUUCUACCCACAGCAGUCCGUUUCUGAAGCAAAACCCACAUUAUGCUUGUACUCAAAUAGACUAUCUACAACCCUGACAUUGCCCCAUUCUCAUGUGUUGGAUCAGAUAUGUUCUUUAAACCUUGCUGAAAUAAAACUGGAUUAAAAUUGGGUUUUUCUCGUCAUGUGGUACUUUAAUAGGUGAUCAUACAUCUUAAAUGCUGGUUUUAAAGGAUGUUCUGAUAUGUAAAAUGUAUUGUGAAAUUGUGAAUGAAGAAUGUGCAGUUGGGAUUUUGAAAUAACUUGGUCACAACACACAUGAAAUGCAUUUGAAAUAGUUUUAUUAACUAUUGUUCAGGUCUUACAAAAAUAUGACAAAAUAAAUUAAAAGAAAUAAAUAAUCCCAUUUCCCAGUAUUUUUCUUAAAAGAUAUUUAUUUUACAGUGGUUCAUUGGAAGAACAAACGGUGUUCAGUAAGUGAGGCUUUCAUGAAGAUGUUCGGGUCAGGUUUUAAUGUUUUUUAAUGAGAAACCCAUCCGUUCCCAAGCACAAGUACAAUGACUAAAUUCAGUCUGUUCCUACUGGUUUCACAUUAGACUGUCUACAUAAACCGAAAUCCUACAAAAAACGCAGUUGCAUUGAAAGUGAAUUACAGACAGUUUAUAAGGUUGGCCUGUCUGAGCUAGUGUCUUUAUGUAAGAGAAGCCUGUGCUUGGCCCAGUGCUGUCUGUCAAGCUUUCAAUGCGUAUUUAAGAACCUCCAUGUUAACAAUUUGCAGUUGCUGCUGUUAA